Molecule: messenger RNA, 3051 nt
Organism: Ctenopharyngodon idella (grass carp)
Lineage: Eukaryota; Metazoa; Chordata; Actinopteri; Cypriniformes; Xenocyprididae
Gene: klhl20
Product: kelch-like family member 20
Exons: 12
Coding region: 69-1970 (633 amino acids)
Molecular function (GO): protein binding
Source: RefSeq, a predicted model, not a curated record
UGUAUUUUAAAAAGCCUAUUUCCGGUCCUUGUCAGGAAACUCAUCGGGAAAAUAAAAAAUAAAAGUGGAUGGUGUCCCGUAAACCGAGCGGUUGUCUUGAUAUUAUCUGGCUAAAUCUCGACGACUUAAAAUUCAAUCUGGACCGAUUUAAUGGACAAAUAAGGGGUACCAGUGCACGCCCAGAUACCACAGGAAUGGAUAUCACAAGUCGUUGCACCCUGGGAGACCCCAACAAGCUCCCAGAGGGAGUGCCUCAGCCUGCCAGGAUGCCCUACAUCUCGGACAAGCACCCUCGGCAGACCCUGGAGGUCAUCAACCUGCUCCGCAAGCAUCGAGAGCUGUGUGAUGUGGUUUUGGUGGUGGGAGCCAAGAAGAUUUAUGCACACCGUGUGAUCCUGUCUGCCUGCAGCCCCUAUUUCAGAGCCAUGUUCACUGGGGAACUGGCCGAGAGCCGACAGACGGAAGUCGUCAUCCGGGAUAUUGAUGAACGAGCCAUGGAGCUGCUAAUCGAUUUUGCCUAUACCUCGCAGGUGACUGUGGAGGAGGGAAAUGUGCAGACUUUGCUGCCCGCUGCCUGCUUGUUACAGCUGGCAGAGAUUCAGGAAGCCUGCUGUGAAUUCCUCAAGCGUCAACUAGACCCCUCCAACUGCCUGGGCAUCAGGGCCUUCGCCGACACUCACUCCUGCAGAGAGCUGCUGCGUAUUGCUGAUAAGUUCACCCAGCAUAACUUUCAGGAGGUGAUGGAGAGUGAAGAGUUCAUGCUGCUGCCAGCCAACCAGCUGAUAGACAUCAUCUCCAGUGAUGAGCUCAAUGUUCGGAGUGAGGAGCAGGUGUUUAAUGCUGUAAUGGCCUGGGUUAAAUACAGCAUUCAGGAACGCAGGCCUCAGCUGCCGCAGGUUCUCCAACAUGUGCGUCUUCCCCUCUUGAGCCCGAAGUUUCUGGUUGGGACGGUGGGUUCAGAUCCUCUGAUCAAGAGUGAUGAGGAGUGUAGGGACUUGGUCGAUGAAGCCAAGAACUACCUCCUGCUACCCCAAGAGCGCCCCCUAAUGCAGGGACCUAGAACCCGGCCUAGAAAGCCUAUUCGUUGUGGAGAAGUACUGUUUGCUGUGGGAGGUUGGUGCAGUGGUGACGCCAUCUCAAGCGUUGAGCGCUACGACCCCCAGACCAACGAGUGGAGGAUGGUGGCAUCCAUGAGCAAACGGCGCUGUGGAGUUGGCGUCAGUGUUCUGGAUGAUCUGUUGUAUGCUGUUGGCGGACAUGACGGCUCGUCUUAUCUCAAUAGUGUGGAGAGGUAUGACCCUAAGACUAACCAGUGGAGCAGUGACGUCGCCCCUACUAGCACCUGCAGGACCAGUGUGGGUGUUGCUGUAUUAGGGGGGUACCUGUAUGCUGUGGGAGGUCAGGAUGGCGUUUCCUGUCUCAACAUUGUAGAAAGGUAUGAUCCGAAAGAGAAUAAGUGGACUCGUGUUGCCUCAAUGAGUACCAGGCGGUUAGGUGUGGCUGUAGCCGUGUUAGGAGGUUUUCUUUAUGCAGUAGGUGGCUCAGAUGGCACAUCCCCACUAAAUACAGUGGAAAGGUAUAACCCGCAAGAGAACCGAUGGCAUACGGUGGCACCAAUGGGGACCCGUCGGAAACACCUAGGCUGUGCCGUGUACCAGGACAUGAUCUACUCUGUGGGUGGCAGAGACGAUACCACAGAACUGAGCAGCGCUGAGCGAUACAAUCCCAGAACCAAUCAGUGGUCCCCUGUGGUCGCCAUGACAUCCAGAAGGAGCGGGGUUGGUUUAGCAGUAGUAAAUGGCCAGUUGAUGGCAGUUGGAGGCUUUGACGGUACCACGUACCUGAAAACUAUAGAAGUCUAUGACCCCGAUGCCAACACGUGGAGGCUCUAUGGUGGAAUGAACUACAGGAGGUUGGGAGGUGGUGUUGGUGUAAUAAAAAUGACUCACUGUGAAUCACAUAUAUGGUAACACCUACAGCAUCCAUCUCACAGAUGCCUCACCAUAGCUCGUGCCUCAUAGAGACAUUGUGCAUCAUGCAAGUGGAAAUCCUGGUUAUAAACUGAGUAUCGUCUCCAGUUACUGAGAUGGCAAAGGUAUACUAUCUCUGGAAGCUGCUCAAAGGAGACUCACCUGUACGGCCAUAGAGCAUGACUCCAUUUUGUUUUUACAUUUGGUUUCUCUUUCAUACUUGAGCAUAGCCAAAGGCAGCGAUUUGAAGAGAGAAACAGCAGCCGGAAAAGCAUCAGCCAGAGCAUUUGUUUUUCUGGAAGGAACUAUCUGUUUGACUGCAUUGAAGAAUUACAGUAACCUGAAACACAUCACUGGGGAUUGGUGUGAAUGACGCUCGUGUUUCCCUGAUUGAUGUUCUGGUCUGAAUUGGAUGCACUGUGAUUUCUUUACCAUUUCUUUAACUUGAGUUUUUUUUAUGAGUUGUACACUAAGCAUGAUCUGUUCCUCUGCAUUCUUACCAGAUGUAAGCAGAUUAGUUGAGUUUCUAUCUUUGGUGUACUGAAAAUGCAGUUCCUCCCUGAAACUUUUGCAAUCUAACGAAGGCUGUUGCAGAAGAAAAUAAGUUAUUUUUGAAGCAGUCAAAAACAGGUUUGACGUAUUAUCAAUUUGUUUACUUUUAUACAACCGAAUGCAUCAAUGAGUCAGUCCAUGCACUUUAAUCCACUAAGAUUUUUUCUAUUAAAGUCUGUAUUUUUUUUUUUUUUAUAAAUAUUGUUGGAUGUAUAGUUUUAUGCAAGUUUAAGGUUUUUUUCUGAAAUUUCAGAACAGGUUUGUAGUAGUAGCAGCCUGCACGUAUGGUCGGAAAUGUAAUGUUAAGCUUGUUACUGAAUAUGAGAUGAAACUGCCCUUUCAUUUUUUUUUAAUUUUUUUUUAAUGAACACUCAUUUUCCCACAGGACAGUAAUGUGUCCUAAUCUUGGUGUUGAAAAAUGGUUACAUACAGUAUAUCUUCCAUGAUCUUACCUUAUUUAAUUUUAAAGCUGUUCAACUGUCUAUACAUUUCAAAACUUUGAAAGUUGAAAUAAAACAGAAAAAAAUAA